AUGCAUGUUGCAUCAGCCAAGUUUGGUGGGAACGCCCUGCCUAACCAGGUGUUCCGGCUGAACUGGUGCUGGAUCUCUGUGGAGAAGGACCAGUACACCGUGGACGAGAACACCAAGUACCUGGUGGUCAACCUCAACAGGAGAGGAUACCUGGGGGAGACAGCCUUCGUCACCAUCAACACAGAAGAUGGCACAGCUGAGAAAGGCGAGGACUUCACCAGUCGUGCGAACAGGCAGGUCCAGUUCAACCCGGGACAGACCAGCGGCAAGCUGAAGAUCCGCAUCAUGAAGGACGACACGUUCGAGCGGUCGGAAACCUUCACCAUCGUGCUGUCAGAGCCCUUCAUGGGGGUCCUGGAGUACCCGGACAGAGCCGUGGUGGAGAUCACGGAUGGGUCGGAUGAGUCCACAGUGUACAUCCCAGAUGAGAAGUAUGUUGUGGAGGAAGAUAUUGGAGAGCUGCUCAUCCCAAUCAAGAGAAAGGGAGACAUCAGCAAGGAACUGAUGGUGGUGUGCUCUACAAAACCAGACACAGCUACAGGCACCACCCCCACCACGGUCCUGUCCUACUCUGACUACAUCAGUCGUCCCGAGGACCACAACUCCGUCAUCAGGUUCGACCAGGGCGAGGACGAGAAGCCGUGUCGUAUCGUCAUCAUCGACGAUUCGCUGUACGAGGAGCAGGAAACCUUCCAGGUGGUUCUGAGCAUGCCCAUGGGUGGUCGGAUUGGGGAGGAGUUUAGUGCAACUGAGGUCGUGAUCGCUCCUGAUGAUGAUGACGAACCUGUGUUCUACUUCAGUGAGGAGGAGUACCGUGUGGAUGAGAGUGAUGGGUAUGUGGAGGUGCAGGUGUGGAGGACGGGUACUGACCUCACCAAGACAGCCUCCGUCACUGUCCGCUCACGCAAGACCAGCCAGCAGUCCGCUGAAUCUGGCCAGGACUAUGUGGGUAUCAGUAAGAACCUGGACUUCCCUCCCGGAGUGACGAUGCAGACUGUACGCAUCACCAUCCUGGACGACCUGGGACAGCCGGUGCUGGAGGGACCAGAGACCUUUGACCUGGUGCUGAGGAUGCCCAUGAACGCUGCGCUGGGAGAGCCCAGCAGGACGACUGUGGUCAUCAACGACUCCGUGUCAGACUUGCCGAUGAUGUCCUUUGCGCAGCCUGUGUAUGAUGCAGAGGAGAGUGAUGGGCAGGUGACGGUGAUGGUGGUGAGGACCGGCGACGUGAGCCACGCCUCCACUGUCAGGUGUUACACACGGCAGCACACCGCUCAGGUCAUGAUGGACUACGACGAGAGACCUAACACUGACGACUCCAUCAUCACGUUCGAGGCUGGAGAGAAGGAGAAGCCGUGUGUGGUUGUCCUGGUGAAUGACACAGACUAUGAGGAGGAGGAACAGUUCCGCCUGGUGCUGGGCUCUCCCUCCAGCGACUCUGCCCUCGCUGCCUCCAUCGGAGCUCAGAAUGAAACCCUCAUCAAGGUCCACGAUGAAGAAGACAAACCAAUCAUCAAGCUGGGACAGGUGAAGUUCACGGUUAACGAACCCAAGUUCGAUGAUGAAUAUGCCAUCGUGGAGAUCCCAGUCAUCCGGACAGGAGACACAUCCAAAACCUCCAUCGUCCGAGUUCACACCAAGGACGGGUCUGCCAAGUCUGGUCUGGACUACCUGCCGCUGUCUAUGGAGGUGAAGUUUGGGAAGAACGUGACAAAGAGGAUAGUUGAGGUUGAAGUCCUGUAUGACGGGGAGCGUGAGAUGAGGGAAUCCUUCACUGUCCUGCUGAAGAACGACAGGAACAUGAUCGCGGAGACGCGGGACAAGAAGGCCAUCAUCUACAUCGAGGAGAUGAACAGGAUGGCGGACGUGACCUUCCCGCUGCCUCCGCAGGUCGUGUCGCUCAUGGACUAUGACGACAUGGUCGACGCUCGCGACAAACCGCCCGCGGGCUACCCUGUUGUUUGUGUCACUGCCUGCAAUCCCAAGUUUACGGAUUACGACAAGACCGGUUCCCUCUGCACCACAGAGAACAUCAACGAAACCCUGACCAGGUACCGUUGGCGGGUGUCGGCUCCGAGCGGCCAGGACGGCGUGACCAAUCGGCUGCGAGACGUGGAGUCCACGACGUACUUCACCAGCACACGGGAGAUCACGCUGGACAGCAUCUACUUUGGACCCAACAGUCGUGUGCAGUGUGUGGCCAGAGCAGUCAACAGUGAUGGGGAUCCUGGUCUGGAGUCCACGAGUGAGCCUGUGACCAUCAGCAGUACAGAAGGUCUGUGUCAGCAGAGGGUGGCUGGUACCAUCGGGGCUGAUCCUUUCACUGCCAAGAUGAGAUACACAGGAGCGGAGGACCCUGACCACCCUAACCUGAUCCGUCUGUCCGUCACCAUGCCCCACAUCGACGGCAUGCUGCCGGUCAUCUCCACUCAGGAGCUGGCCAACUUCGAGAUCACCCUGAGUCAGGACGGCACACGCAUCGGCCUGCACAAGUGCUCCAACCUGCUGGACUAUGACGAGGUGGACACCAGAUAUGGUUUCAUCACUGACGAGACAAAGAACCCGAACAUCGUUGGUGAGACUCAGCCUUACCAGUACAGCUCAGACCUGCGCGGGGAGAAGGCCCUGAGGUUCUACCGUAACCUGGACCUGGAGUCCUGUCUGUGGGAGUUUGUCUCGUACUAUGACAUGUCUGAGCUACUGACGGAGUGUGGGGGGCAGAUUGGGACGGAUGGACAGGUGCUGAACCUGGUACAGUCAUACGUGACCCUCCGCGUGCCCCUGUAUGUGUCCUACAUCUUCCACUCCCCAGCGGCCGUUGGCGGCUGGCAGCACUUCGACUUGCAGUCCCAGCUCAGGCUCACCUUCGUGUACGACACCGCCAUCUUGUGGCAGGACGGCAUUAGUGCACCUCCAGAGGCACAACUACAAGGUUACCUGUACCCAACUGGCAUGCGGAUCAACGGGGACGGGCGUCUGGUGGUCAACUUCAGGACGGAGGCCAGGUUCAGGGGACAGUUUGUUCUGGAUCAUCCAGGAUCACAGCUGACCUCUAUGGUGAUGUCUGGAGAGAAUGACCGUUUGACCUUCACCCUGGAAAAUAUCCGCAGCCAGACGACCUUCAACCAACCCGACCAGGAGUGGGAGUUCAUCUCCGACUAUGCUGUAAGAGACUACUCGGGGACGUACCAGAUCAAACUGGUUCCCUGCACCACCACAACUGACCAGACCUACAGUCUACCGAUCGUCUGCACACCGCGGGAGCCCGUCACCUUCGACAUGGACGUACGGUUCCAGCAGGUGUCGGAUCCUGUUGCCACAGAGUUCAGUCUGAACACACAGUUCCACCUGCUGGCUAAGCGCUCCCUCUGGCUGUCUGAUGGGUCCAUGGGAUUCGGGGAGGGCAGUGACACUGCCUUCGCUGCAGGUGACACCAUGUUUGGCCGUAUCAUGGUGGACCCGGUGCAGAACCUGGGCGACUCCUUCUUCCUGACCAUCGAGAAGGUUUACCUGUGUACGGGGAUUGAGGGGUACGUGCCCAAGUACAGCCCGGACGAGGGGGAGUACGGAUGUGUGGCCGAGUCACCCAAGCUGCUGCACACCAUGAAAGUCUUGGAUAAGGGAGCCCCGAACACAGUGGUUGAAGAGUGGAGCAGUGUUCCUUUCAAUGCUGUUCUGGCGAUUGACGACCCCUCGGCUGCCACGCUGACAAACCAGGCUGGGUCUGACGGAUUCAGGAUGGAUGCUACACCACUGUUCCAGGUGUCCAGUGGUAGAACGUGGUUCAUCCAUGCCAUCUACACGGUCCGCUCGGAGGAGAAUCGUAACCGAGGGCUGAGGAAGCGAAGUAUCACCUUCCACAGCAUCACGGCGGCCAACGAGGAUUCUUCUGAAAUACUACUUCCUCGUUAUCGCCGUUCAGGCACUCUGCCGCCGGAGGAGGUGGAACAGAUUGGGAAGAACGGGAUGGGCACCAACCUGCACCGCGUGAUGCUGAACUUCACCGCCACGGGACGGUACAACGAACCCGACGACCAGAUCGACAUCGGGCCCGGAGACGGGAACUACGACAUGGCGCCCAACGAAAAAGAAAACAUGAUUCCUUACAUUCCAAUAGCGGCUGUAAUAUGCGCCGUAGCUCUGCUCGCUUGCUGUAUAUUUGCAGUGUGUGCGUUCCGCAGGAGGAAAAAGCGCACGGAAACCAAGACUGUCACAACCGUUUAUAACACGCCUAGCCAAAGCACAGACGCCUCUGAGGUGUGAUAACAACGUAGGCAAACAUAUAGGAACAUUUCUAUCUGUAGUUGCGGCUAAUCUUAGUUUGCGUAGCAUUCUCGGCUGUAUCAUUUUGUAAAGGACAACGAUUUUAAACCGCUUUUAUUGUACAUUACUAGGCCAGUGGAUAAUAGCACGCUUGAAUUUUUUGUUUGAAUAUUUUAUUCCAGUUCUUUUGUUGACAUUAUGCAAGCUUUUAAUACUUCCAGCCAAACUAAACAUAUCUAGAAGAACAAAUCAUGCAAAUAACUGACAGUGCCACAAUGCUACUUGCUGGCACACCGCCACACAGUAACAAUAUGUUUUGUUGUCAGAUGCUGGUAUCUUUACCUGAACUUAAUCUUUUAUGUUUUGUUGCUUUUUUAUAGUUACCAAAAGUUAGGUCUCGAAUUUUCAGAACACUACAAAGGAAAUCUGU
This is a messenger RNA of Branchiostoma belcheri (Belcher's lancelet), 4693 nucleotides long. RefSeq names its product FRAS1-related extracellular matrix protein 2-like. Gene Ontology annotation, biological process: cell communication. Gene Ontology annotation, cellular component: membrane. The transcript is spliced from 24 exons. The record is from RefSeq and is a predicted model, not a curated record. NCBI's taxonomy places the organism in Eukaryota, Metazoa, Chordata, Leptocardii, Amphioxiformes, Branchiostomatidae. Bases 1 to 4263 code for a protein of 1420 amino acids.